Molecule: messenger RNA, 1897 nt
Organism: Rhizophagus irregularis DAOM 181602=DAOM 197198
Lineage: Eukaryota; Fungi; Glomeromycota; Glomeromycetes; Glomerales; Glomeraceae
Biological process (GO): DNA-templated DNA replication
Molecular function (GO): chromatin binding
Source: RefSeq, a predicted model, not a curated record
GAAAUUAGCUCGCGUCUAUAUAAAAUCAUUUAGUUUUUAAUAAGAGGAGUAUAUCUUUGGUUCGCGCUUUUAAUGAUUAGAAAUGGCUUCCACGUUUUCAAGAUUUGAAUGCAUUGAGAAGCCUCUCGACAUCGCUAAAUAUCUGUUUGAACUUGAAUCAAAUUCCGGAAACCAGAUGGCUGUUGAUCAGGCUGACGAGCCGGUUGAUAUUCCUGCAUACUUUAAAACUAUUUUCGCGUCUGAAGAAAGUGUCAACCAGAUACCUUCGUUGAAUGAUGUUUCAAAUGUAUAUGAUAUUCCGCAGAAUACUCUUAUACGGUUUCGCUCUAUGAUUCAGAAUACUGGAUUUGGGCAUGAGGUGUUCGUUAGUUCUUAUGAAAUAAUUAAUCGUGAUGGUGUAAAGCAAAGGAAAUUUCAUAAAUAUUCAGAUGAGAUUAUCUUUAAGGAUGAGAAUUUGAACGAUAUGCUAGAAUGUAUAAAUAACAAAUUUAGCGAGAGACAAUUAUUUUAUUGUACCUCCGUACCCGGAGAAACAUCAUGGGCCAAGCAAGUUUAUAGGCAACAAAAUCGGUUUCAAUCAAGCUCUGAAACAGAUAUUGAAGACAUAGUAAUAUCAACUGCGAAUAUUAAUUUGAAUAAUGAAAAAGUCAAUAUUGAUUUGAAGGAAGUCGCGUCAAAAUAUCCAUUUCCGAAAGAAAGUCAUAUGGCAGCUAUUGUUAAAAUUUAUGAAAAAGAUGAUUCGUUGAAAGUUACGGAUGUUGUUGAAUUUAUUGGAGUACUUAAUCAUCCAAGGAAAGAAGCAAAAAAUACAAAUGAAUUGCAAUGCAAAGAAUUUAAUGUGUCUUGUGAAAAUACCGCAUCAUACUGUAUUCCAAGUGUUCAUGUAAUAUUUUAUAGAAAGCUUCAUCCAACAGGAAAUCCACUAAUAUCUUCUACUACAAACUUACUUGUGUCACCAAACGACGCUAUGCAUAUUAGAAGCGCCUUAAUUCAUUAUAUUGCUUCAGCAUUUGGUGGGGAUGAUUUAGUGGCAGAAUUCGUUUUGCUACAACUUUUAUCACGAAUACAUCUUCGGCAAAAUGGUCUGACGCUUGGAAAAUUCGUAUUAAAUAUCAGCAAUUUACCUUGCAAUAAUAUAGUAAAUGAGAAUACGCAGAGCCAUCAUUUAUGUCUCGAGCACAAUAAUUCAUUUGCAAAACGCGUAGCUUCUAUUCUCGCUUCACUUUUACCUAAAUACCAUGAUCUUCCACUUACUUUAUCUACUCUUAAUGAAAUAUUUUAUUUCCCGCAUAGUAAUAAUGAUCUAGAUUCUGGUGUUUUACAAGUCAGUCAGGGUACAUGGUUUUUAGUUGAUGAGACAGUAUUAAAAGAAGGAAAAUUAGGUGACAUUGGGGUCCGUAAUUUGAAAGCUUUGAACGACAUAAUGGACCACCAGAAACUUAACUACAUGUUUCCUUUUAACAAUUAUGAAUUCAAUACGGAUAUUGGAAUAAUUAUAUUAUCCAAUGCAAAAACAUUUCUAAGUUAUGAUUGUAACAUUCCUCUUAUUCAAAAGUCAGAGAACACAACAAUUUUAGAUGUGUCGGAAGAUAUGCUGAACCAAUUCAGGAACUAUAUUAGUAUUCUUAGAUAUAUUGAUUUUAAUAUACCUGAAGAUAUUUCAGAUUAUAUUCAGGCAGAUUAUGUUGCUCAAAGACAGAAUGCUUCAAGGAAUGGAACACCUUUGAUGACCCAACAAGACUUAAUGCUACUACUAAACCUAUCAAGAUUUGUUGGUCUGAGUUUUGGUUCGUUGAAAUUAACUAAGGAAUUAUGGGAUUAUACCAAAAAAUUGGAUGAAGCUAGGAGACAUCGUAUCAAUCAAAAAGCGUAAAGUACAUAUGAAUUUUGUAAUAAA